UCUAUACUCGUUAUUGAUGAACGAUAUCACAAUACCAAGCACAAUACAUCACCGUCCAGGUACAUCCACCAACCCUUUCUUCAAACUCUAUUCCUCUCGUUAGGGUUAGGGUUUUCUUCUUCCCCAAUUUCUCAUUCAUUAUCUGCAAAAUCUCAAUGACCUACUCUUCCUUUUCCCUCACACAAUCCAAACGCUAUUCUCUUUCUCCUUUCCUCCAUUGUUGUUGUUCAUAGACAUAAUCUCAUUGCAAACUGUUUGAUGGACCUCUCUCACCAUCAAUCCAAUUUAUCUCUCACUUUUUCAUCUUCUCACGUUUCUCCACCUCGCCGUCCUCCGAUUCCUGACGAUUCCAUCUCGCUACAUCUUGAAUCCAGCUUUCGCGAUCCAUCACACCCUGUCCCUACGGUUCCUCUCCAGCUCAUGGAACCGCAGACGGAGAAAGAGAAUGGUUGCGGUGGCGUUGAUAUCGAAUCUAGCAUCGACGAAGAUGAUAGAGAAGUUGAAGAGUUUCGCAUUCUAGGUCAUUCAAUGUGUUUAAAGAGACGAAGGGAUUGCGAAUCGUCUACAAUCAUUACCAAGAGAGCUUCCGUGGAACGUGAUCUAGAGUCGCGGAAGGCCGCCGUUCGGUCGUGGGGUGAUCAACCGUUACAGGUGGCUGAUCCUGAUAUCUUUGAGAUAAUUGAAAAAGAGAAGAAUCGUCAAUUCAAAGGGAUUGAGUUGAUUGCUUCUGAGAAUUUCGUGUGUAGGGCUGUUAUGGAAGCGUUGGGAAGCCAUUUGACGAAUAAAUACUCUGAGGGAAUGCCUGGUGCUCGUUACUAUGGUGGAAAUCAAUACAUAGAUGAAAUUGAAACACUUUGUUGUGAGCGUGCAUUAACAGCUUUCAAUCUUGAUCCAAAGUGUUGGGGUGUGAACGUGCAGCCAUAUUCAUGUACUUCUGCUAAUUUUGCUGUGUUCACAGGGUUGUUGUUGCCGGGGGAUCGAAUAAUGGGGUUGGAUACUCCUUCUGGAGGGAAUACUAGUCAUGGAUACUAUACUCCUAAUGGGAAGAAGGUAUCGGGGGCUUCAAUAUUCUUUGAGAGUUUACCUUAUAAGAUUAAUCCUCAAUCAGGUUAUAUUGAUUAUGAUAAGCUUGAGGAAAGGGCACUUGAUUUUCGUCCUAAGAUACUUAUUUGUGGUGGAAGCUCUUAUCCUCGAGAAUGGGAUUAUGCUAGGUUUAGACACAUUGCGGAUAAAUGUGGAGCUGUUUUAUUGUGCGAUAUGGCCCAAAUUAGUGGGAUAAUUGCAGCCAAGGAGUGUGUGAACCCUUUUGACUAUUGUGAUGUUGUUACUUCGACAACUCAUAAGAGUCUUCGAGGUCCAAGGGGCGGUAUAAUUUUUUAUCGGAAGGGAACAAAAUCAAGGAAGAGAGGGAUACUUUUAAGUCAGGGACAUGAAACUGAUCAAUAUGACUUUGAAGAAAAGAUAAAUUUUGCCGUUUUUCCGUCAUUGCAAGGUGGGCCUCACAAUAACCACAUUGCUGCACUUGCUAUUGCAUUAAAACAAGUGGCUACUCCGGAGUAUAAGGCAUACAUGCAGCAGGUGAAAAAGAAUGCUCAAGCUUUAGCAUCUGCUUUAUUGAGAAGAAAAUGCCGCCUGGUAACUGGUGGUACGGACAACCAUUUAUUACUUUGGGAUUUAAGGCCCCUGGGAUUGACAGGUAAAUUUUACGAGACAGUCUGCGAGGCAUGCCAUAUUACUUUGAAUAAAAUUGCUAUUUUUGGUGACAAUGGAACUAUAAGUCCUGGAGGAGUAAGGAUAGGUACCCCUGCAAUGACUUCAAGAGGCUGUUUGGAGGCAGAUUUUGAGACAAUGGCUGAAUUUCUCUUUAGAGCUGCAGCAAUUGCAAACAUACUGCAGAGGGAGCAUGGGAAAUUGCAGAAGACUGUUUCUAAGGUAUUUGAAUGCAAUAGGGACAUUAUUGAGCUCCGGGCACGUGUUGAAGCUUUUGCAACUCAGUUUGCAUUGCCGGGUUUUGACAUUUGAACAUAAUGCAACUGCUGUGUUGCAUUAUUGAUUAUUUAUGUAUGCUACACUGGUGGGUUGUUGUGCCUGCUUGUCACGACAGCAAGUCAUCUUGAAGUGCAUAUACUUUGUGGAGCUUCUCUCCUAUUUUCAUUGUACACAAUUGCCAGUUUUUUGCAUGUUGCAGUGAUGUGCAAUGUGAUACAGUACAGAACAUUACUGGGUAUCUCCGCUGAGGUUUCUUUUGGUAAUCAAGCAUCC
Cicer arietinum (chickpea) is the source of this 2262-nucleotide messenger RNA. Its product is annotated as serine hydroxymethyltransferase 7. Gene Ontology annotation, molecular function: pyridoxal phosphate binding; glycine hydroxymethyltransferase activity. Gene Ontology annotation, cellular component: cytoplasm; mitochondrion. The record is from RefSeq and is a predicted model, not a curated record. NCBI's taxonomy places the organism in Eukaryota, Viridiplantae, Streptophyta, Magnoliopsida, Fabales, Fabaceae. Gene Ontology annotation, biological process: tetrahydrofolate interconversion.